GUUUCAGUCCUGCAGGCUGGCCAUUUUCUGAUUUAAUUUUUUUGACUUCUGCGCUUCGUGCGUGGCAGCUUCUAGAGGUCCGGCGCGCCGCCGCCUCUUCGUGCGGCAGGCGAGGGCGUGUGGGGGCUCGUUACUCUCGCGCGGGGAGAAGGGAGGCCGGCUUCCCGGGGUUGGCCAGAGUAGGCGGAGGUACCUCCCUGCAGACCAUGGGACUGCCAGGCCGGGUCCCUUGCGACACGCGCCUCCACGCUUUCCUGAGGGAAACCUUUGCGUCUGUCCCCGUUAUCGCUCUCGCUUUCCUGCCCUUUCCAGCCCCUCUACCUCUCGGUCAGCUGAACGAAAGACCUCACUCGCCCCUUACCCCAUCCCUCCUGGGAGGAUCGGGCAUAUACUUAUUUUGAUCGUGAUCCGGUCUAACUGUUCCGGUGGAAAGGUUUUCUUAAUUUAAGUCUUGUAAGUCCAGCCAUGUACUCUGCCGCGAAGUUGCAGUACUCAACAAUUUAACGUUCAGGCCCGAGGGAGUUGUUUUUUUUUUUUUUUCCCUCUCGCUCUCGCAAAUACAACUUUUAGAGUCUUCUGAGAACUGUACUGCAUUAGAUUAUCUUUGAGAUAAUUCUUAAGUUAGCGCCUUGAGGCAGCGUGAUGGGAGGUUCAAAGAGAAGGCUUUACACUUUUUCCUCCACCUGUAUCACCGUAUGAAAUGGAAAACGUUGAGUUGACGGUGAUUUUCCACAAGAGGUGUCCUCCUUGGUAGCAUGAAUAUUAUCAGAGAACUAAUAGAGUUGUUAUGAGGAUUUAAUGAGAUAAUACAUGUGACACUGAUGAUAAAAAUCCGUUCAAGAAUUUAGAUGUGACAUCUGCAUCAGGUUCAAAUCUCUCAGCUAUAAGACAAACUGGAUACUUCGUAAAGAUUUUCAUCUGUUAUGCACAGAGCCAAAAUCCGUUACUGAAAUUGUCUGGGUACCUCUGCAUUAGCCAGAUUGGAUAUAUGUAAGGAGAAAAAUCAGUAUAUCUGGACCAUCAGGUUGUGCUUUAAGAAGACUAUAGGGAAGAACACAUUUUCUUCUUGCCACAGAAGUUGCAAUAGAAAAUCUGUGAAGGCUUAAAAGGGCCCAUGAGUCUUCUCAUCGUUGAGCCGUUCUGUGGAGGAUCCCAUAAACAGCUGGUGGAUCUGCUCCAAGAAGAGUUAGAAGACUGUGUCCUUUAUACCCUUCCUGCAAAGAAAUGGCAUUGGAGAGCACGGACAUCGGCUUUAUACUUCUCCCAGAAUAUUCCCAUCAGUGAACAGUACAGGAUCCUCUUUGCAAGCUCAGUGCUGAACCUGACCGAACUGGCUGCCCUUCGACCUGACCUUGGGAAAUUGAAAAAGAUUCUGUACUUCCAUGAGAACCAAUUGGUAUAUCCUGUCAAGAAAUGUCAGGAGAGGGAUUUCCAAUAUGGAUACAACCAAAUUCUCUCAUGCCUGGUGGCUGAUGUGGUGGUGUUCAACUCGGUUUUUAAUAUGGAGUCAUUUCUUACCUCUAUUGGAAAAUUUAUGAAGCUGAUUCCUGAUCACAGACCCAGGGAUCUGGAAAGCAUCAUCAGACCCAAGUGCCAAGUUAUUUACUUUCCCAUCAGGUUUCCUGAUGUGAGCAGAUUCAUGCCCAAGAACAAAACAACCCAUUUACAGAAGAUUCUCAGCCUUAAAGGAAAUGGUGGCACUGCUCCAUCAAUGGCCCUUCCUUUCCAACAGGAGCAGAAAGGUUCUGAGAAUUUUUUGAAGAAUUCUAAUUCAGAGUCUGGACCUCGCAAUGCAGCGCCACAAGAAAACCUGGGUAGCUCAUUAACACAGGAAUCAGACUGGAGGACAUGCAACUCAUCAGAUAAUUCAAGUUCUCAUCAUCAGGAAAAUACACAAAAUACGACUUUUAAUCCCCGUGACAUUUUGGGUGGAAUUGAUGAUCCGCAAAGGCCACUGCACAUUGUGUGGCCUCACAGGUGGGAGCAUGAUAAAGAUCCAGAGAGUUUUUUCAAAGUAUUAAUGCACCUUAAGGAUUUAGGACUCAAUUUCCAUGUGUCUGUCCUUGGAGAAACCUUCACAGAUGUCCCAGAUGUAUUUUCAGAGUCCAAAAAGGCACUGGGAUCGUCUGUCAUACACUGGGGCUACUUACCCAGCAAAGAUGACUAUUUCCAAGUACUGUGCAUGGCCGAUGUUGUCAUCUCAACGGCUAAGCAUGAAUUCUUUGGAGUAGCAAUGUUGGAAGCUGUGUAUUGCGGUUGUUACCCACUCUGUCCCAGAGAUUUGGUUUAUCCCGAAAUAUUUCCAGCUGAAUAUCUGUAUUCUACACCUGAACAGCUUUCAAAAAGGCUCCAGAAUUUCUGCAAGAGACCAGAUAUUGUAAGAAAACAUCUUUAUAAGGGUGAAAUGACUCCUUUUUCUUGGGCAGCCCUACACGGUAAAUUCAGGUCUCUGCUUACAACAGAACCUAGGGAAGAUUUGUGACAGAUGGGGCUAAGUCACAAACUUGCAGCCUAAGGCAGAAUCUGUAGAACUUUCCAGAGUGUGCCCAUAUUUACCUGAUCAGAGAGAAAAGAAAAUCUGCAGAGGAAGCUGAGCCUGGCUGCUUGUCAUAGCUGACACAGAGCCAUCUGCCACAAACCUGUGGCGGCUUCAGAUCUCCCAUCCCUGCCACCACCCCAACUCAAAUUAAAUACAGAUUCCUAGAGACGUUAGGAUGGUUACACAUGUCCUCGGCAUCACAUGGAGGAGACUGUUCAAAAAAAAUAUGUGGCCUGUUGUAUAACCGCACUCAUGUAUCCCAUAUGUGGUGCCACAUUGAAUUUCCGGUUGAAUCCGUUUUUAUCCUUUGUACUGGAUGACAUGGUGCCUGAAUUCUUUCUUUUUGCCGACACGAUGGCAGCCAAACUGCAGCUUCAAAAGCUCGCGCUUGGCUGGGUUUCCACCUAGGUUGCCAGGUUAUCAUUGGAACCUUCUUGUGUCCUCAAAGGGCCACGGGGUCUGAACAGACGAUCAGAAUGCUACCAGACUAAUUGGGCAGCCAUCUCAGAAUUGUUCGUGGGCAAAGGGCUGCUUUAGCACUUUUAUUUUAGCAAAUUAACGACUCUCUGGCACAGGGAUUUUUAAGUGAAGGUAUUAAUAAGGGGUCUGGCAGGUAGUCCCAUGAUUCACAGAAAAGUUACAUUUGCAUUUAAUUUGUUUUAAAGUUGUGAGAUAAACAGCUGUAAUUUGGACAAACAUGGGAAACACACUAAGUGGGGCCAUCUUGCCCAUAGAAGGAACACUGAGAUACUUGUUUUAAUUUUUUUCCUGGGGUAAAAACAGAGAAAUCAAAAUACUUCCACUAAAGCAGUAAUUUUGAUAGAAAUAUCCCUCAAAAAUACUUGCAUCCAGCUACAAAUAUAAUCUUUUCAAGAUAAAUCGCUUAUGAUUCCAAUAGUCAAGCUGCUGUAUUUGUUGAUAUAAAGAUGUUUUGAACAGCUAGAUUGUAAAAUAAAUUUUUAAUAAAGUGCCUACUGCAAUUUUUAAUUAGCAUAUCUCAUUUACGUGUAAGAGUGUACAUCUAUCUGUAUGUUUCUCGCUGAACACUUCCCUUGUGUCAGAGACAACGAAUACAAUUGUUUCUUUUCCGGAUGUACAGGGAUCUGUUUUGCAAAUGUUUGUAAGAUAUUAUGACAUUUCCAAGACUGUCUUUGCAUUCUGGAAAGCAGGAGGUAAACAUUUGUAGUCAUUAAGGUAAAGUCUGUUGAUAAACCAUCUUCUGUUUACUGACAGGUAAACUGUAACUUUCCUAGCUUUUGAAAGGAAUGACUUUUAUACACUGCAGAGUGAGGGACAGCCAGGGAGCGGAGGGUAGACAAGGGCUAAGCAUGGCCUUCUGGCUUCUAGAAGGACUGAGUGGUCUAGCAGGCAUCCGAGAUAGAGCAGGUGAUGAUUCAGAAGUCCAGGAGGGCCCAUUUGACAGGUAGCAAAAUGGUCAGCAGGAACUAGAUCAAGGUCCGGGAGCCAGAUAGAUCCCUCAGGACAGAGGCAGUCUUGCAGAUCAAAGAAGGCAGGAAUUCAGAAUGCAUCAGGCCUGGGAAUUGAAAAGCAGGAUGAGUAAGAAGCAGAAACAACAAGCCCUAUCUUUGCAGAUAGUCCUCUCCCUAAUAUGUGUGAGAUCCUUAACGCAUGAUGGGACAUCACAGCCCUAGCUUCGAGUCCUAUCAAUCAGUGGGGAAGCCACUGAACAGAUUACCUCCUCACCCACGAAACAAAGGGCUCGGGGAUUAUUUCAGAAGUCCCUUCCGGUCUGACACUGGGGAACGCAGAAUCUCUCAGGUGUGCACCUUUUGAGUGUAAAAGUUAAGGUAUAAAUAUGCCCAAGAGGUUCUUAGACACGUUGGGCAGGGUUUAUCAUCUAAUGAGAUGAACUAGACCAGUAAAUUUGCUUCAGUCAGAAGGAUGCCGUGUCACAGUGAUGUCUUCUCACAGCCGAGAAACAAUAUUUAGUUUACUGUGUUUUAUUGUCAUGAAAAUAAUGGGCUCCCAUUUUAUAGUAGACAUAGUUGAAAGUUAUCUGUGUAUGGAGGGUUUUUUUUUCCCUAUACCCAUAAAUGCAAAUCAGCUUUUGUCUUUAGCUGUACCCAGUAUUCCUUCUCGAAUAAAAAUUUACAUUAAAGUUGUCAUUUCUUAAAACUAUGCUGUCAGACCUGGUAUCAGUGCAUAUAAACAAUAAAAAGU
Molecule: messenger RNA, 4720 nt
Organism: Callorhinus ursinus (northern fur seal)
Lineage: Eukaryota; Metazoa; Chordata; Mammalia; Carnivora; Otariidae
Source: RefSeq, a predicted model, not a curated record